Molecule: messenger RNA, 950 nt
Organism: Amphimedon queenslandica
Lineage: Eukaryota; Metazoa; Porifera; Demospongiae; Haplosclerida; Niphatidae
Product: cell wall integrity and stress response component 4-like
Exons: 7
Coding region: 44-889 (281 amino acids)
Source: RefSeq, a predicted model, not a curated record
GCUUUAUGAGAAGAGAACAUAGCUUCUUGCUUCUUUGAGAAAAAUGUUUUUCUGGUUUACUGUCGUUUUUUGUGUGAUCGGGCUAGUCGCAGGGCAAUCCUUCACUGCUAACCCUGCCAAUGCUACUGUCAUUGAAGGUGAUGUGUUAAGAUUAACCUGCGAUGCUGCGUUUUCUGGAUCACAACCUUUUGUUACUGCUACAAAUGGGGUUACUGCUAGUUCUGUCAGCGUAGAUGACGACUUGGUGGUUUUUGAAACUAAUGUACUAAGCCGCCAAAACAAUGGGUCUGUCCUGAGAUGCGAGAGUCCAGCAGAUAGCUCUCAGGUUGGAGACUUGAUUACUCUUAUCGUACAAUAUGAGCCUCUGAUAACUGUGACUGGUGCAAAUAUAACAGUCAAUGAAGGAGAUCAAUUUUCUCUCAAUGUUACCAUUGAUGCUAAUCCAUCUGUUACUCUUGGUGGUAUUAGUGUAGCACCAAACUUACCAGCAACAACAGUUUUUGGUGUUGUUAAUGCUAGCACAGUAUCAAUCACUAUUCCUAAUGUUGCCAGAAAUGAUGCUAAUAACUAUACUAUUACUGCUAACAAUUCAGUAGGAACAGAUACAGCUACUUUUCAGUUGACAGUACUUCCUAAUGAUGCUACUACUUCAUCUUCUAUACCUUCUAAUACUGAAACCACUACUUCAAGUACUGUCACAGUGACUGCACAAACAACUGGAUCAGUUUCUCCCACUGUCAGUACAACUGCUACAAUGAUUUCUGUUGUAACAGUCUCUAGUACUCCAACUCCAGCUCCAACUGGUGAAACGCAAAGCAAUGCUACAAAUGUUCUCGCAAGUUUCAUGGCUAUAAUAUUUUUAAAUUUUGUGGUUUUUCUUUUUAUUUAAUUUGAUGUAACUGCAAGAAAUAGUUGAAUAUUAGUUGUUUUAAUGUUUUUUUAAACCAAAA